Culicoides brevitarsis is the source of this 1709-nucleotide messenger RNA. It is a transcript of the gene Pu, whose product is annotated as GTP cyclohydrolase 1. The transcript has 5 exons. Gene Ontology annotation, biological process: tetrahydrofolate biosynthetic process; tetrahydrobiopterin biosynthetic process. Gene Ontology annotation, cellular component: cytoplasm. The record is from RefSeq and is a predicted model, not a curated record. Bases 447 to 1448 code for a protein of 333 amino acids. Gene Ontology annotation, molecular function: GTP binding; GTP cyclohydrolase I activity; zinc ion binding. Lineage: Eukaryota; Metazoa; Arthropoda; Insecta; Diptera; Ceratopogonidae.
GUAGUUAGUAGCUAUAAUUCGCACACAAUUAAAAUUCCUCAUUAUUUAUGUGUAUCAUCUAAAUUCCAUUAGAAAAAGUUUAUAAUUUCAUUCAGAAUAGAUUUUUUGUUUUUAUAAAAAAAAAUUCUAAACAUUUGAAUGUCAUUUUUUACAAUAUUUUAAUUAUAUAACAUAACUUGAACGUGAUAAGAGAAACAAAAGUUACCAAAAAUUUUUUAUUCUAACUUGUUGAUUUGAAAACCUUCAUCAUUGAAUAAGUAGUUGGUCAUUGCGUUUAACAAACUUCGGUAAUAAAUAAAGUGCAACUAGUUGAAUGUCAUGACUUUCAAAAAAUCACGCUAAAGAGCAUAACAAAAACAAACAAGUAGUGCAAAUCGAUCAAAUUGAGAGCAAUAACACGUGGAAAUAUUAGUAUUAAAAACAAACAAACAACAAUCAGAGCAAAGAUGAGUCGUUUUGAUGUUUCGGAUUAUAAUGCUGCCGAACUUAAUGAUGCAGUAGAUACGACGAAUUUCCCACGCAGCAACAGUAUUACCUCAAAUGGAUCGGGAGUUCAUCGUUAUUUCGGUUCUCGAAACAAUUCCAUCUCUGAAGAUAUUGGAAAUGGAAAUGAUACAGAAAUUUCGAAAAAUAAUGAUAAUGACGACAAGGAAGGCGUAAACGGUGACUCGAAAACAUCAAAUAUUCCCAUUUCGGCAACGAGUACUGUGUCGGGAUUCAUCAAACGACCUCAUCCGAGCCCUUUAAAAGUUCGUGGAUAUUCUACAGAAGAAAAAUUCGAUAUUCCCGGAACGCCAAUUACGCCUCGAACUGCUACGACGCCAGGUCACGAAAAGUGCACUUUUCAUCACGACAUGGAAUUAGAUCACAAGCCUUUGACACGCGAAGAUUUGUUGCCUGAGAUGGCACGUUCAUAUAGAUUGUUGUUGAGCGGAUUAGGAGAAGAUCCAGAUAGACAAGGAUUGUUGAAAACUCCCGAAAGAGCUGCCAAAGCUAUGUUGUUUUUCACAAAAGGAUAUGAUCAAAGUUUGGAAGAGGCCUUAAACGGUGCUGUUUUUGAUGAGGAUCAUGACGAAAUGGUUGUUGUCAAAGAUAUUGAAAUGUUCUCCAUGUGUGAGCAUCAUCUUGUUCCAUUCUACGGAAAAGUCUCAAUCGGAUAUUUGCCUUGUAAGAAAAUUUUGGGAUUAAGUAAAUUAGCAAGAAUCGUCGAAAUCUUUUCACGUCGCCUUCAAGUACAGGAACGCCUUACAAAGCAAAUUGCCGUCGCAGUAACACAAGCAGUACAGCCAGCUGGUGUUGCUGUUGUCGUUGAAGGAGUUCACAUGUGCAUGGUAAUGCGAGGCGUUCAGAAAAUCAACAGCAAAACUGUGACAUCAACAAUGCUCGGAGUCUUCCGUGAUGACCCAAAAACUCGUGAAGAAUUCUUAAAUCUCGUCCAUUCCAAGUGAAAAACAUUCGCAUGGGGAACAUUAGUCUCGCAAUGAGACUCAACGACAAAAAAAUUAGUACAAUGAAGGAUUUUUAGUUGCAAUUUUAACACGGAAAAGGGGUCCAACUAUAAUUUUUAUCAUAUUAAUUUUUGUUCUACUACUUUUAUUUGUUUUUUUUUAUCAAUUUGCUGAGCAAACUUAUGAUUAUGAGAAUCAAUAUCGUUAUUAAAUGUAUAAAAAUGUUGUUGUAAUAUCAAUCAAAAAAAAAUAUAUAUGAAU